UGAGUUGAGUAGAAAAAAAAAUGGCGGAGGUGCGUGGUGUCUCAGCUCUGCAAAAUGAGAUUGAAAAGGCGAGAGAAAACUUGAAAGGUGUCGAUGAAAAUAUAAAGAAACUGACUGGUAGAGAUCCAACAGAAAGGAGACAAUUUGCUCCUAAAAGACGUGUGGUGUCUGUAUCUGGUGAACUUAGAGGUAAAGAAAGGCUUUUUAGCCAAGCCAGGAGAGAGAUUGAGGCGUAUGUUUCCCCAGUCAAGCGAAGAGUUGUUGGAACUGCAUUUUCGAGGCUGGGACCGCCUCGUUUGGCUGGGAGAGACAGACAGAGGGCUGACAGUGGUGAUGAAGAGGACCUGCCCAACAAGCCAGCUGUUCAGUCUUCAGUAGGAAAUGUCAUUACCUCUAAGACACCAAGAUCAAGAAAAGAGAGCAUGGAUAAUCAAACUUCUGACAGGAAGGGUAACGCCAGAAACAAGAGAAUGUUCGGACUACUUCUUGGGACUUUACAGAAGUUUAAAACAGAGGCAAAAGAAACUGAAGAUAGGGAGACACACAGAAAAGAAAUAGAGAAGAAGUUGGAAGACAAAUUUAAACAAGAAAAAGAAGAAAUAAUCAAAGAGAGGAAACAACUCUUUGAAGAGAGGAAAAACCAGCAAGCUAAAAUACAGCGACUAGAACAGAAAAUGGAACUAGUUGAAAUGCAUGAUGAUUCUGAGAAAGAGGUAAAGAAGCUGGUCAAUUUUCUCCGUACCAAAGCCAAACCACACAUUUUCUACAUGCCAAGGAUUAUGAACGAAACCUUGACAGCAAAGUUGGUGGACACCAAGACAGCAGUGGAAGAAAUGAUUAAAGAAAGGAAAAAGAGACUGGAGGAGGAAAUUGAAAAACUGAUGGCUGAGGACGACCUUCCAGAUGAAAACCAGAGUGAUGAGGAGAAAGAAACAACUGAGAAAACAGAUAAAGAAAACAUCAGGAAUUUUAGACGUAGGAGUCAGUCGGGCCAUCAGGAUGAGGAGGAAACUCCUAGAAGGGGAUCAGAAAUAGUUAAAAGGGAAUCCCCAAGAAAGGGGCGGGAUAAUAGUGGGGGGAGACGCAAAAGUCAUGAGGGAGGGUCACAUAGACGGGACUCUUAUGAGGGGGAUAGGAAACGCCGAAAGUCCUCUGCUGAGAGACAUGAGAGCUCCAGUAAGUAUCGAAGGAGGAGUGAUGGGGAUGGGGGGCGAGAUAGACAUAGUAGAAGGGACAGUCACAGGUCAAAGAGGGAUGAUGCACCAAGGGAGGUUAAGAUAAACUAUGAUGAUCCAGAAAUGGAGGAAACUGAGGAACCAACAAGUAAAGGUGAGUUACAGGUCAAACCUCCAGUGGAGACAGAGGAGGAGGUCGUGGUUCCUGAUUUGGCAGAUAUCCAACUGCCAGAGGCUAAGAGUGAAAUUGAUGAGCGGAAAAUAGUAAUGCCAGAGGAUGCAGAGGAUGGGGAGUAUGAGGAAUCAAUGGAUGCUGUGGAUGAAUGAGGUGUGAAAGGGUGUUAUGUGAAUCUUAUUUCAUGCAUCAUGGAAUAUAAUUUGCCGGUGAGUAUGUGUGUAUGAUGUACUGGGGUGAGGGAAUUGAAAGAGAAGGGGGGAAGGGUUUUCAUUGAUUGUGUGAGAGGGAUUGUUUCACAAUACAGCAAGAGGACCAGUAAUGAACUGAAACAUUGUGGGGAUAGAAAAGGCUUGAGGAUGAGUGUUCAUUUUAAAUCAAGAAACCAUGAAGCAGUUACAGGGAUAAUUGAUUAGAUUGAAUAAAAUCCAUCAUAAUUAUGACAGUUCAUAUACAUUUGAUACCCUUUAUUGUUAAUGUUGUAAAUAAAAAAUUGAGUUGGUAGAGAAUUCCAUUUUUACAUAUUUCAUUUAAUGAUUUAACCACUUAAUACUUGUUUGAAAUAAACUUAUUCAAUACACAU
Magallana angulata is the source of this 1933-nucleotide messenger RNA. RefSeq names its product pinin-like. Lineage: Eukaryota; Metazoa; Mollusca; Bivalvia; Ostreida; Ostreidae. Gene Ontology annotation, cellular component: catalytic step 2 spliceosome. The transcript is spliced from 9 exons. The coding region runs from base 21 to 1502 and encodes 493 amino acids. The record is from RefSeq and is a predicted model, not a curated record.